CCUUAGUCAAGUUUCUUGAGUAGAACUAAAUCUCUCUAUCAACAUGAUUGCUAAGAUCGCCAUCCUAUUCGCUGCUCUUGCAGCCGUCCACGCCAGCGUACUUGGACACGGACAUCUGGUCAGCACUGGAGUUAGCAACAGGGCACAAACCCAAGACGCAUACGGAAACUAUGCUUUUGGCUAUGACAUCAAGGACGGAUUGGGUGCCACCAACUCCCGAUCCGAAGUAGGAGAUGCCCACGGAAACAAGAAGGGAUCCUACACUCUUGCUGAUAUUGACGGACGAGCCCGACGAGUUGACUACGUCGCUGACGGACAUGGAUUCCGAGCCACCGUCAAGACCAACGAACCUGGAACCGCCGCCAGCGCCCCAGCAGCCGCCCUCAUCGCCAGUCCCUACGCCGGACCAGUCGCCCCAGUCGUCAAUCACGUAGCUCCAGCUGCACCCGCUGUUGUUGGACAUGCCGCUUCUUACGCUGCUCCUUUGGCUGUCGCCGCCCCAGUAGCUUACGGAGCUGCUCUCGGACACGGAGCUGCUUAUGGUCUUGGACACGCUGCAGCUCUUGGCCAUGGAGCUUACGGUCUUGGACACGCCGGAGUUCUUGGACACGGAGCCUAUGGUUUGGGACACGCUGGAGUUCUUGGACAUGGUGCUUACGGUCUCGGACACGCUGGUGCUCUUGGACACGGAGCAUAUGGACUCGGACAUGGUCUCCAUCAUUAAGCCGUAUCCCUAACUUUAAUUCAAAUGCCAAUGAAACCUGCGUCCAAUCACGAACAAUCAAGUCACGGAAGUGUUGCCAAAAGCUCUCAUCCGAAGUAUUCAUUCUUCUCUGCAACUUCUACUGGUGCGCGAACUUCCAUCUGCAACAUCCUCUUGCUCAGGUGUUUUCUAUUUCCAGAUACAAGGGAUUUUUGAGAACCAUCUGUUCUAUCAGCAGCUAAAUCUUAUUUAUUUAUUUUUUCAAAUUUUAAAAGUAACAAUCCGUAGAAAAAAAUAGUACACAUCCUGUGUACUUUUGAUAUUUCUGCAUGUUGUUGUUACUGUUAUGUUUUGUCAAUGGUGAAAAAAAAAGAUCCAAAUAUAUUUAAUGUUUUUGUUUGCAUAGAAUUUAUGUGUAAAUAAAUGUUUUAGUUCAAACGCA
Molecule: messenger RNA, 1145 nt
Organism: Argiope bruennichi
Lineage: Eukaryota; Metazoa; Arthropoda; Arachnida; Araneae; Araneidae
Product: adult-specific rigid cuticular protein 15.7-like
Exons: 4
Coding region: 44-724 (226 amino acids)
Cellular component (GO): chitin-based extracellular matrix
Molecular function (GO): structural constituent of chitin-based larval cuticle
Source: RefSeq, a predicted model, not a curated record